Messenger RNA from Monascus purpureus, 300 nucleotides. Lineage: Eukaryota; Fungi; Ascomycota; Eurotiomycetes; Eurotiales; Aspergillaceae. The record is from the annotation of a GenBank genome assembly.
AUGGAGGGCACGAAUCCACCAGGAAGACGAUCAUCCUCUUCUCCUGCUGCAACGGGAAGCCAGGAUGAGCGUCAGACAGUGAUCUUUGCUCUCUUGAGCGCUCAGGUGGGUUCUCCGCAGCUACUAUCAUCCGCCGUUUCUUCCCCGGCCAUGCAGCAUGGAGUAGGAUACCCUGGUUUGCAAUGUAACCUGCUUUUAGCGAGCUCGUCCAGCUUAGCAACGGCUCCAAUGGGCCGCUGCCACUCACAGUCUGGUGGGUAUACGCAAUACGCAGAGCUUCCUGGUUCCGUCGUCCGAUAG